This is a messenger RNA of Wasmannia auropunctata (little fire ant), 1779 nucleotides long. RefSeq lists its product as uncharacterized. Gene Ontology annotation, biological process: spermatogenesis. The coding region runs from base 118 to 894 and encodes 258 amino acids. The record is from RefSeq and is a predicted model, not a curated record. Lineage: Eukaryota; Metazoa; Arthropoda; Insecta; Hymenoptera; Formicidae. The transcript is spliced from 2 exons.
CGGCAUGGUUACCGUGUUUGGCUCGAACUUACGCGAACCACGUGAGUCACGUUUUGUUUCAUUCGUCAGCGGGAACUUCGCUGGAUCUCGCUCUCCUCCGAUGAUCUUCAUCUCGCCAUGUCGAGCCAGGAUGAAACGAGCGCCGUCUGCAAAUGUCAGUACACUCUUUGUAUAGGCGCGCAAGAGACGAGAGGCAGUGUUAAUGACAUCCCUAAUAUUCACGAGAUCGACGAGGAAGAGAGCGAGACCGAGGAAACGACGGCCUUAAAACGACCGGAUCCUUCGGAUGAAGAGGGCGGCGAGAAGGCUGUGCAGAAGGCUAGGAACGCGUCGAACGACGAGUCCGCGUAUACAGGCGAAUCUUUCUGCUCCGACGACGAGCAGUCCUGCGACGAAUCUGAAAUCACGUCGGGCUCGUUGAAUUCCUCUUCUCUGAUCCACAUUACCGAUCUCCAGCUCAGCGAGAGCUCGAAGGAGCAGGACAUCGAAGCCAGCGGGUCAGAGUGGAGGGACGACGAUCGUCAGGAUGACUCCUACUCGCUCAGCGACGAUACUGACGAGCCGUCGUGCACCGCCACAGCCGACAGGUCCGCCGGACAGGCGAGGAGGACAUACAAACGAUGCAACAUGAGCUUCACCGACGAGGAGAUGCGCAAGAUCGAGCGGGAGAACGAGUUGCUGCUGAGGAAGAUCAUGGCGCAACAGAAACCUCGGCACCGGAUCCUUGGCGAGGGUAGCGCUCAGUCGAGGACCAGCAGCUCCGCGAUUAACAGGAAGAAGUUACAAAAGAAGAUAGAAAACGAUAACAUGCUGCUCCUCCGAAGGAUACAAAAGGCGAAGUCGUGCGUUUUCACGGAUACAUCGAAAAUGGGUUGUAGAUUGACCUUUUUGUAGAAUUUUUAUAAUAUUGAAAAAGAUUUUGUAUCGUCUCGUUAUAGGAAACACAUCAGCCGACUGAGAUUUAAACUGAUAUAUUACCUGUAAGGGAAUAUUGUGAUAUAUAAAUUAGAGGAAGGAAAAGUAUAUAAUUCACUCUCUUAUAUAAAAUAAAAAUUCAAAUCAUUAAUGUGGCUGAAAGAAUGUGAGAUAACCAUUUUUAAACCAUUUUGAAUUUGCGUUGAAAACGGCUCAAAACGGAACGUUACGGAUUUUUAAUUAAAAACAAUUUCAUAUCGAAAAAAUUACGCACUACAAAUUACAUCGGACUCGUAUAAUCCUUCACAUGAUUUUAAUGAUUAAUAUUUUUAUAAAUUAUGAAAUUAUUGUUUUUAGUAGGUUAUAUAAAUGUAACAUAAAUGAAAAGUGGUCCUGUGAAGAGAACUCACGAUAGACUUCGACUCUGAUAAUCUGUGAAGAAAAAGAGUUCCUACUUUUCCGAAUACAAAAAUUAUAUUACGCUUUUUUUUGUGACUUCUUUAUUAAAACACAACGAUUACCAGUCUUGAAGAAUAGGUACACAUUUCUUUUUUUUUUUCACUUCGUAUUUUGUGUAUACGGCGCAAUCCUUGUAAACUCGUCUCUUGAAAAUUUACUUGAAGAUACCUCUACAAGUCAAGACUAUAAAAAAUCACAGUUCUCACUCAUCUCAAAUAACUUAAUUAUCACUCAUGGUUAAUAUCAAAAAUCGGGAACUCUCGAAUAUUAUGAUGGUUCUCUUUUUUUCUUUCUUUUUUCUUUUCCUUGCGUUAUUACAUACACGGGCGAUAUCGUAAGAGAAGAGAGAGAGAGGGUGUAUUGUGUGUUGUCAAAGGAGCAAAUUAUAAAUUUUUAUAUAAGCAA